ACCGUGGAUACUUCGUUCUGUAGAGGUUAAAUUCAAAUAUUUCGCCGGUGUUAAACGGCCUUCCCAUAUGGUCUAGCGGUUAGGAUUCCUGGUUUUCACCCAGGCGGCCCGGGUUCGACUCCCGGUAUGGGAACUAAUACUUUUGCCACGUUACCCCCAAAACAUUUCGGGCAGUUUGUCCAUACCGAAUCUCUAACAUUUAAUCUGCUUUGGGAGCAUUUAUUAAUCGAUAAAUGGGCUGCAUUUCAGCUGUAGCUCAUUUGAUGUAGCUACUGCACUCUAUAUUUCCAGGGAAGCUAACAGUAGACCCCGCCCGUUGAGGAGUUAUCCUCAGUUGCUCUCAUCUCACAAGGGUUUGGACCUUCCCGGAAGAUGCCCAUUUUCCACUUAUAUCUCUCUGUGCAGAACACUUAUCGUAGCCUAACGUAGUACCGGGAAAAGCAAACUCGACUCAAAACUAACACUAGCUUGCUCUUGCCCUUAACUUAUCUGUACUAAAUCGUGGUAAAAUGUUAACAAAAUUGGCUAUAAAGUGACACCUGUGAACGCGUUUACUAAACAUUAGCGGUAACGAUUUGUCGAAAACAUUACCAGAUACCAAUUUUUUUACUUUUUUUUUUGCUUUGGAUUACACGUAGAUAUAACAAAUAUCGAUUGAGGAUAAAAUAUUUUUUUGAUCAUUAUUUACUUUUUAAGCAAUUUGACAUGGCGCGGACACUUUUUCUUUUAACCCACCAUCGUCCCUCGAUGCUUAUUGCUCAACUGUGAAACCAGUCCUUUGGUUUAUACUACCAGGCUCCAGCCAAACUUUGGUACCGGGCCAAUCAUUUCCCAGGAAAAUGUGACUGCUAGGAAUUCCCCACGCAUCAACCCCUGCCGGAGAAAACUGCAACCUUGUGUCAGGAAGCUCACGAAAGCAGCAGCAGGAGGGUAAAAAGCUGACCGGUGACUGUGCGAUGAUGGAGCUAUAGUACCGUUUUGUCUCCGGGGAUAAUAAGGCUUUUCUAACAUCGCUGCGUUUUCAUGAAGACAGCCACUAAACUGCCUGUUUAAAACCAGGGGAUACAGUAUGCUGUGCUGAUGAUAACUCCAACCAGGGUGUAGAUGCUCCAGGCGCAGCGGGACCCAGCCUCCGUGUCAGAGAGAGACGAGGCUGCUCCCACCUGGGCCACAGCACUCCUCUGAAACUCGGCUCGUGGCCUCUCUCUCCAACCGCCCAGAUUGGAGAACAGGAGGACGACGACAGGGAAGCCAUUUUGUGAGGUGAAGCUGAGUGUCAGGAGCCAGGAGGAGUCGUAGCCGGGAUAUUUUAGGCUGCUCUCUGCACUCUGAACCCAACAUGACCACUGCAGUGCAGCCCAGUGAACUGGUGUUCGAAUUCGCCAGCAACGGGAUGGACGAAAUCACUCAGGUCUGCAGUUAUCUCAUCCCCACAACCGUGUCUGAAUCCUGUGGAGCAGGAUUGAUUCUGGACGACCCGUCAGUAUUCCCUGCUGUGAUUGUUGAGCAGGUCCCUUCAGCCGAUCUGCUGCAGGUCUACUCGGGCCUGGAGUCCGACGAGGUGACCAACGGCAUCAUGGUGGACACCACUCUCCACGUGGUGGAGGAGCCGUCCAUCCUGGUGGGCGGGGUCGACCUCACAGAAACAACAGUCUCUGGUGCAGAGGACAGCAUGGAGACAAAUGAAGCUGCAGCAGCUCUUCUCAACAUGGAAUCUCCAAACAACAUUUUGGACGAGAAGCGUAUGAUUCACAGCUACGGCUCUCUGCCGGAGUUAGACUUGACAUACGCCCAUCUGAGGCCCGACCAGAUGGAUAAUGGCGCCCUUGACAUGUCCCUAGAUGAGGACACUUCAUCCAUGGAUGAGAUACCCCAAAAGUGCCCCUUAAAACCUCAGAGAAAAACCAAAGUGCGGAAGCCACGGGCGGUGCGGCCCUGCUCCCCUAUCACCACCCCUAACCUGCCACUCAGGAAGAAGAGCAAAGAGGGCAAAGGCAACACGAUCUACCUGUGGGAAUUCCUUCUGGCUUUACUGCAGGACAAGAACACCUGUCCCAAAUACAUCAAGUGGACGCAGCGGGAGAAAGGCAUCUUUAAGCUGGUGGACUCAAAGGCUGUUUCAAAGCUGUGGGGCAAACACAAGAACAAGCCCGACAUGAACUAUGAGACCAUGGGAAGAGCUCUCAGGUACUACUAUCAGAGAGGCAUCCUGGCCAAAGUGGAGGGACAGCGGCUGGUCUACCAGUUCAAGGAGAUGCCAGCUGACUUGGUGGUGAUUGAGGAUGAAGACGCAGGCUCUGAUGUCACCGUCGGCUACGGGAGUCAGAGACCUAGCAACGGGCGCUCCAUGGUCCGUGGAGGGUCGAAAGGACACGGGAGAGCUCACAGUCAACACCAUGUGUCUCUGAAGCACAUGAAGAAGGAGCCUCAUGAUGAAUAUCUGUACCAGGACUCCAACGGCGGAGACACUGAGCAGCUCCUUCACUCUGUCCAUAUGCUGCACAACAACCAUGGGUCAACUGUCCAACAUCAAACUAUGAGGGCCAUGACUGCUCCCACAUCGGUUCCUAUGGUCCUGACUUCACCCGGCUCUCUCCAGUCGGUCCCCCUCACCACUGUUCUGGCCAACGGGGACUCCUGCCACUCCUCCCCGCCUCGGGUUAUUCUCCACACCAUGUCCCCCACCACAGCAGGCGGUAAAGAUGUGCUCACCAUCCAGACGGCCUCUCUAUCAGGUGGAGCCAACAGCCUGCAGGACGGCCUCCCUCAGCACCUCCUGGUCACCAGUCUGGGCUCCUCCACCUCUUCCUGUAGCACUUCCCCUCCAGGAGUCAUUAGUUCCACCGCCUCCAGCCUCAACGGUCUCCCUCGCCUGGUCACCAUCAACACGACCUGCGGGCAGACCAUGGUGGCACAGCAGCCCGGCACCGUAAUUGCAACCGUGCUCAAAUCCAGCGACCUCUCGGGGCUGCAGGUCAAAGAGGAAAUGCUGGACCCCAGUUACUUCCAGUCGAUCGUGAACGGCGAUCCAUCACUGGCGGCAAAUACGUUUGCAAAGGAAGAGAUUGAGGUAGGGGAGGCAGAGCUGCAGUACAGGACUGUGAUCAUUGAUACCAGUCAAAGUCAGGGCCACGAGGCUGUGAGUGAAACUAUAAUUAAUGGACAUUUCUCACAGAGCAGUAGCCCCAGCGAGGGCCUGACCCCUGUGGAGGAGCUGGAAGUGCGUGGGGAGAUGUCCCUGCAGCCUGAGCAGGGAAUCAAAGGCCUGCAGGAGCUGCCACUGUCAGUCCAAUUGCCUGCAAACUUUAUCCAGAUAAAGACAGAGCCUGCAGAGGCUUAGAGCUGCGGGAUACAAGCUGAACCAAAAACAACAAUUGAAUCCAUUUUGACCACAGACUUAUUGUUUUUCUUCUCGUACCACAGUGAUCUGAUCAAAGAUCAGAGUGAGGGAUCCCGCUGCGUGUGUUGCCCUUAAAGGUUGGUCAGUUCAGCCUCAGGAUUUAUUGUUUACUCACAUAUUUUGUGACCAGUGCCUAAUUUUAAAAAUCAAGGGAGUGUUUCAUUUGUCUUAAGUCACUUUUCCAGAAUUGGAAUUUAUUUUCCACAGACAUUGCCCAACACGAACACACAAACAUACACAAACACACACA
Molecule: messenger RNA, 3650 nt
Organism: Centropristis striata (black sea bass)
Lineage: Eukaryota; Metazoa; Chordata; Actinopteri; Perciformes; Serranidae
Gene: elf1
Product: E74-like ETS transcription factor 1
Exons: 10
Coding region: 1340-3340 (666 amino acids)
Biological process (GO): cell differentiation; regulation of transcription by RNA polymerase II
Cellular component (GO): nucleus
Molecular function (GO): DNA-binding transcription factor activity, RNA polymerase II-specific; sequence-specific DNA binding
Source: RefSeq, a predicted model, not a curated record